AUGGGAGAAAGAAAGUAUCUUGGUCCAGAUCUUGUCAGAAGGACAACUGAAGCAGUAGAGAAAAUAAGAAAAAGAAUGUCAACUGCUCAGAGUAAACAAAAGAGUUAUGCUGAUCGAAAGCGAAGGGAUGUGGAGUUCAACAUUGGGGACAAGGUAUUUCUGAAAAUUGCCCCUAUGAAAGGAGCAAUGAGGUUUCGAAAGAAAGGGAAGUUAAGCCCAAGAUUUAUUGGACCUUUUGAAGUAUUAGAAAAGGUGGGAAAGCCAAUAGAAGUUGAACAAGACCUAACAUAUGCAGAAAAACCAGUGAAAAUUCUUGACAGAAAAGAGAAAGAGUUGAGAAAUAAGAAGAUUUCACUGGUUAAGGUCUUGUGGAGAAGUUCAAAUAUUGAGGAAAUGACAUGGGAACGGGAAGAUGAAAUGAGGUCUAAAUACCCAGAGUUAUUUGGGUAA
Messenger RNA from Humulus lupulus (European hop), 450 nucleotides. RefSeq lists its product as uncharacterized. The coding region runs from base 1 to 450 and encodes 149 amino acids. Lineage: Eukaryota; Viridiplantae; Streptophyta; Magnoliopsida; Rosales; Cannabaceae. The record is from RefSeq and is a predicted model, not a curated record. The transcript is spliced from 2 exons.